Hylaeus volcanicus is the source of this 1732-nucleotide messenger RNA. RefSeq names its product Bardet-Biedl syndrome 4 protein homolog (gene BBS4). Gene Ontology annotation, biological process: cilium assembly; protein localization to cilium. The coding region runs from base 69 to 1400 and encodes 443 amino acids. The record is from RefSeq and is a predicted model, not a curated record. Lineage: Eukaryota; Metazoa; Arthropoda; Insecta; Hymenoptera; Colletidae. The transcript is spliced from 10 exons. Gene Ontology annotation, molecular function: protein binding. Gene Ontology annotation, cellular component: ciliary basal body.
UCUGGGACAGCACUCGUACUAUGAACAGUUGAAACGCGCCUGUGCAACGUUGUUUUUGUGUUCCAAGAAUGGCUAACAAUAUGCUCAGCAAUGGUCGUAUCCAGCAACAAACCACCGUUUCGCAACAACCAAGCAACGACAAGGGAAAGAAAGCGCCAGAAAUACCAGCGACAGAGUGCAACAAUUGGCUUCUGCAUCGUCACUAUACGCGUCACGAGUACAAAACUUGUAAGAUCCUCAUCGAUAAUGAAUUAUUAAGGUCGAGUGGUCACAACGAAUACGCCAGUUACCUGAAGGGUUUGAUACUCAGGAGGGAGGGUAAAAUUCAGGACUCGUUGAACUGCUUCCAAACGGCGUACAACGUUAAUUCUACGAAUGUUAAUAACAUCAAGCAAAUCGCCAAGUCGCUAUUGAUCAUGGGAAGUCACAAGCGUGCCAUCGAGGCGUAUUUGGAAGCCGAGAAGGUGUCCACUAUACCGGACUGGGAAAUUUAUUUGAACCUAGGGGAGUGUUACGCAAAGCUGAACCAACUUUACGAGGCAAAGAGGCACCUGAAGAGGUCCAUCGAGCUGACGAGAAACGAAUUACCGUACGUCGCCUUAGCCAGAGUCUGCAUCCGGGAGGAUCACGUUACCGAGGCACGAAACGCUUACAACGCAGCUCUGAGCGGGAAUCCCGAGAGCGUCGAGGCAGCCACCGAUCUGGGCCUACUCUAUCUUAAAAUCGGCGACGUUCAGCGAGCGUUUCAAAAGUUUGGAACAGUCCUUGCCUACGCCCCGGAUUGCACCAGGGCGAUUUUGCCCAUAGCCUACGUGAUCCAGAAUCACCAGGAGUACGACGUGGCAUUGUCGAAGUACAAGUUGGCGGCUCAAUCGAUCCCGGAAUCGCACGCCUUGUGGAACAACGUCGGUAUGUGUUUCUACGGGAAGCAGAAGUUCGUCGCUGCAAUUAGCUGUUUGAAGAGGGCUCACUAUCUGAACCCGAUGGCCUUCCUGCCCGCCUAUAAUUUGGGGAUGGUUUUUCUCGCCACUGGCCAACCCGCAUCGGCUGCGAUCUAUUUGUGCGCCGCGGUCAGCGCUGAUCCCAAGAAUCACAUGCCCUACCUUCUGCUUGGACUCGCUCUGAAGCGUUUGGACGACCUGGAGGGCGCCGAGAAGGUGUUGCAGAAGGCCCACGAGCUGGCGCCCCAGGAUCCACUGAUACUGAUUAAUUACGCGAUCAUUCUCGAGGCUCUGGGAAACGUAGGAAGCGCCUCGGAAUAUUUAACAGCGUUGAACGAUAUCGCUGCUGUAAUCGACGUGGAAGCCGAGAUAACGCAGACGGCGAAGAAACUGUCGACGAAACUUCAGCAGAAGCCCAGUAACGAAGGGACGAGAGUUCUCAGCGCCGAUGAAGUUUGAAACGAGCGGAAUCGAGGAUCACGGAUCCCCGUAAGAAUGAAUAAAAUUGUCAACGUUUCUUGAGUUAACUUUCACCUUCCUUUCAAGGAUUCCCGUCCUCGAACCUUCGCUAGGUCGGCAAUUUAUAAUCGACGCGAAUCAGAAUGCGCCGUCGUUGUUCGUCUUUAGAAAAAGUCCUUGCAUCCUUGCGACGUUCUGUCGCUCAUCCGUGCUCGUUUAGAACUCCACGCGUCAAGGAGACUCAGUUUUCUCAUUUCAAGUUUUCCGGAAUCGCCGUCGUACAUUAAUUCGCCUAUUCCCGACGGUGGGCGUUCCGAAAGUGUCAAGGAUUC